Molecule: messenger RNA, 3164 nt
Organism: Lotus japonicus
Lineage: Eukaryota; Viridiplantae; Streptophyta; Magnoliopsida; Fabales; Fabaceae
Product: protein MAIN-LIKE 1-like
Exons: 3
Coding region: 996-3065 (689 amino acids)
Biological process (GO): meristem maintenance; meristem development
Source: RefSeq, a predicted model, not a curated record
AAACUUAAAAAGUCUAAGUCACAGGUGACAACAAUAAAAGAUAAUAAUUUUUCUUUUCCAAAGAAGGUGAAUUCAUUAGAUGAAGCUACAAGAGCCAAACAAUUUCAGUCUUUUCCACAGUGCCUACAUAUUUUCAAGCAACGCUAUGGGCCGAGAGUUGGGUUUGGGCCCCCCCUAUGGGGCUCCGCGCCCCACUUAAAGUGGGGAAAUUACGGAAAAACCCCCUUUACAAGAAUACGGAAUAUUAAAUUUCGUAUUCAAUACGGAAUAUAAAGUUCCGUAUUAUAUUACUAUGUAAUCGACAGGGGUUUUUUCAAAACCCAUUUCAGCGCUCCAAACCAUUCCCAACCCUUGCUCUGCAAUCUUCGAGACCGACGCUCUCCUUGCUUCAAUCAUCAUCUGGACAGGGUACCAUCGUCUCCAUCAUCAACCCCAUUCUCCCCAUUCAUUGCAUUGAACCUAGAGGUAAGUAAGUUUGGAUUUCAACUUGAAUUCACCAUUUAACUUGAAAUUAUGGAAUCUUUCAACCCUAGGAUAGUCGAUUUAUGCUUAAGUAGAUGUUAGGUUGGCUGAAAUUGUAUAAAUUGGUCUUUGGGGCGAGUUCCAAUCAUGCAAUGUCGUUAAUGGAGUUCUGGUUCGAUACGGAACAUAAUAUUCCGUAUUCAAUAUGAAACUUAAUGUUCCGUAUUGGAUAUGAAACUUAAUGUUCCGUAUUGGAUAUGAAACUUAAUGUUCCGUAUUUGGUGUCUGUUUAGAGUUAUAAACUUAAUUUAUAAAAUGUUUUUAUAAAACUUAAUAUAAUUAGCUUAGUUUAUUUAUAAAACCUAAUCUAAUUAGCUUAGUUAAUUUAUAAAAUGUUUUUAAUUUAGUUAUAAACAUCGUGAAUUAUUUAGUGAUUUUAUUUAGAGAUUUAAUUGAGAAAUUUAGUAAUUGAGCGAGUAUAAUUUAUUCAGUGAAUUUAUUUAGAAAAUGUUUGCUCUGAAUAUAUAGUGAGAAUGAAGAACAGAAAGAGGUCUCGAGCUAGUGAGGAUGCGGGGCCUACAGAGGAUAGACACCGGCGAUUACAUGCUUCUAGCCGGCGCGGCGAUCAUGCUGCGACCUCUCACGCGGUUGAGGCUUCAGCUCCAGCUCCAGUUGAUUCUAUGCAGUCGCCCAUGGUAGAGGCUUCAGCUCCAGCUCCAGUUGAGCCUACUGAUCGAGUUCCUACUCCGCCGUCUCCCAUGGUUGAGGUACCUCGCCAUGAGUCACCAGGCGAGGAGUCAUCAGGCGAGUCGUCAUCCGGCGAUGAGUCAUCCGGCGAUGAGUCAUCCGACGAGGAGUCAUCCGGCGAGGAGGGGUCAUAUGACGAGGAUAGUAUUCCUCCUCCUGAUGUUGAUGCUGAUGUCGUGCCAGAGGCACAGGGUGGCGAGGAGGACCUGAUCCAGAGGUUGCCGCCGUUUCCGGGGGGGCCUGUUGAUCUGUCGCUUCUCACGCAUUAUGCUGAUCACAAGGCUCCCUGGACGUGGCAUGCACUCCUACGCACAGACGAGCGGUAUGUGGACCGUCGACACUUGAGGGUGGCCACAGCUGGGGGGAAGGUUUGGAACCUUGCUUGUGAUGGUGAUUCAGACAGUCACAGGAGGGUUCGAGAGUUGAUUGAGCAGACGGGUCUUCAUCAGCUACCCUGGUGCAGCUACUCGGAGACAGAUGCAGGCCUCAUUUUGGCCCUUGUGGAGCGAUGGCAUGAGGAGACUAGUAGCUUCCACAUGCCGUUUGGGGAGAUGACCAUCACCCUGGACGACGUGUCGGCUCUUCUCCAUCUCCCAAUGGGGUCGAGGUUCUAUACGCCUGGGAGGGGGGAGAGGGACGAGUGUGCAGCGCUAUGUGCUGAGUUGAUGGGAGGAUAUGUUGCUCGUUAUCAUGCUGAGUUUGAUAAGAACAGGAGCCAGACUAUUCGCUUUGGGGUCUUGCAGACCCUGUAUGAUGCUGCGUUGGAGGAGCACCGAUAUGAGGACGCUGCACGGAUUUGGCUGGUGAACCAGCUAGGCGCGACGCUCUUUGCUAGCAAGAGCGGUGGAUACCACACGACCGUCUACUGGAUAGGUAUGUUGCAGGAUCUCGGUCGAGUGUCCGAGUACGCGUGGGGCGCAAUUGCGCUCGCUACGUUGUACGACCAGCUUGAUCGAGCGUCCAGGAGGGGGACGGCCCAGAUGGGAGGUUUCAGCUCACUCUUGCUAGGAUGGGCCUACGAGUACCUUUCUGAUCGCGUCAUUAUCCGGAGGGCGGAUCCGGAGUACUCGCAGGACCAGCCUAGGGCGCGGCGGUGGGUUAUGUCCCGGGUCGGGCAUGCAGGCCUCGAUGAGAGGCGAGUCAUGCUCGAUGAGCUGACGGUGGAUGACAUUAUAUGGACCCCAUUUGAGGACCAUCGGGCUCAUCGACCACGGGAUCAGAAGGCCAUGUAUUCUGGCUACAUCCGGACGCCAUUUGGCCGUGUUGUUCGACGACAUCUACCAGAGAGGGUUCUGCGCCAGUUUGGCUACAUCCAGGAUGUCCCUCGACACCCCUCCGAGAUCCAGACGACUGGGUCCCUUGCUGAGACCGCAGAUGCUGCCUAUGCUGAUUUUGUGCCGCACCUGCGCCCUCAGGGGAUCCCUGUUACUCAUUCGGGAGAGGCUGUGGAGGAGUACAUGAGGUGGUAUGGCGGUGUGUCCCAUCGGUUCAUCAUCCCUGAUGAUAGGAGGGAGGAGUUCAGUGCUGUGACGGUUGUGCGUCGGGUCGUGGACUUGUUGGAGCAGUCACUGGAGGUGCCAGAUGCUCUUGCAGUUGGCACGCAUGCCCGAUCCCUCACUGAGAGGGCGCUGGAUCUUAUUAGAUCCAGCGCAUUCAUCGGUACCCAGGGAGUAGCCUUUGCUGCUGUCCGAGGAGCUGGAGCUGCAGGAGGCAGAGGUCGUGGAGGUAGAGCGCGUGGAGGCAGAGCCCGUGGAGGCAGAGCCCGUGGAGAGGGUGCACCUGCAGAGGGCGCUCGUGGAGGCAGAGCUCGUGGACCUAGAGGUCGGAGGGGUGGCGGUAGGGGUCGGGGCGAGUGACUGUAUAUUUGUAUAUAUUUUUUUGUGUACUUUUAUAUUAUGACAUGUGACGACAUUGUAUGGACUCUUUUUAUAUUAACCACGCUUUCUAUUUCCACC